AUGCCUUUGAUUGAAGAGAUAACUGAAGAUGAGCCGGUUUUAGUUGAGAAACCAAAACGAGUUCAGAUUGAAGUUGUAGAAAAGGGGUCUUCAGAUGUGGUGGGACCACCACUGGUAGAGAACCAAAAUGGAGACCAACAGAAUGGAAAGGAGUCCGAUGAGGAUGCUGAUGAAAAAGACAAGGAAGAUGAAAAUGAAGGUCACAAGGAAGAUACCGGAGAUGGAGAUAAGACAAAGGAUGAGAAGACAGUCAGCCAAGACGAUCCAUCAAAAACUAAAACGAAGAAUGACUGGCCAAGAUUGACUAAGGCAUUUUUGAAGCAGCAUUGUAAGGAUUUGAAGCUGUAUCUCACCCCAGCUUUAAAUGAUGUUUUAUACCUUCACUACAAAGGUAUCUUUGAGAUUGAGGCUCUUGAGGAGUACACAGGCCUCAAGUGUCUAUGGUUGGAAGUAAAUGGGAUCAAGAAGAUUCAGAAUCUGGAGAACCAGGUGAAUUUGCGCUGUCUGUUCCUCCAACAGAACCUGAUAGACCGUCUGGAGAACCUGGAGCCACUACAGCAACUGGAUACCUUAAACGUCAGUCACAAUGUCAUCCGCAAGAUACAGAACCUUGCAUGUCUGCCUGUCCUCAACACUCUGAAUAUAUCCCACAACAAACUGAGCUCCGUCGAGUCCCUGGAACACUUGACCGAGUGUGAAAGUCUCAGUGUCCUCGAUCUGUCCCACAAUUCCAUUGAAGACCCUGCUGCUAUCAACGUCUUUGAGAAAAUGAAGUCCUUGAAAGUUUUGAACUUGAUGGGAAAUGGAAUUAUCAGGAACAUCAAGAACUACAGAAAGACCUGCAUUGUUAAAAUGAAAAACCUGACCUAUUUGGAUGACCGACCAGUUUUCCCCAAAGACAGAGCUUGUGCGGAGGCAUGGGACAGAGGUGGUGUGGAGGCUGAGCGUGAGGAGAGGGAGAUGUGGAUAAACAGGGAUAGAAAGAAGAUCAAAGACAGUGUUGAUGCCAUGUUGGGUAUGCGUAAGCGAGGGGAAGCCAAACGAAUCCAGAGGGAACGUGAUGCAGCUGGGCUGGAAGGAAAGGUGGAUGUAGACAGUGUUGAUUGGCUGACAGGCACCUACAGACUAGAGGGCAGCACUGAGGUGUUACGACAGAAGGAGGAAGAUGAUGAAGAAGGUGAAAAAGAAGACGACGAAGGCGAUAAGGAGGAAGAUGAUGAUAAUGAUGGAGAAAUCCCAGUAAUAUGUGGAAAACCUCCGAUGUCAGAAACAGGGAUCUUCUCUACUGAAAAAUCCAAGUCUGAUGGCGGAAGUACACGUCUUUUUAUCACAGAGGAUAAAGGUAAGACUAUGAUAACAAAACCCAUUGUUUAACAUGGUGUAGAAGUCAUCCCCUAUUUGUUGAACAUGUUUUAAGUUUAGUAUACUAGUAGUGUUAUAUAAAUCUGUUACCAGUAGAAGUACUGUAUACCAGUAGUGUGAUAUAAAUCUGUCAUAAGUAGAAGUACUGUAUACUAGUAGUGUGAUAUAAAUCUGUUACCAGUAGAAGUACUGUAUACUAGUAGUGUGAUAUAAAUCUGUUACCAGUAGAAGUACUGUAUACUAGUAGUGUGAUAUAAAUCUGUUACCAGUAGAAGUACCGUGUACUAGUAGUGUGAUAUAAAUCUGUUACCAGUAGAAGUACU
Pecten maximus is the source of this 1685-nucleotide messenger RNA. Its product is annotated as dynein assembly factor 1, axonemal-like. The transcript is spliced from 11 exons. The record is from RefSeq and is a predicted model, not a curated record. Lineage: Eukaryota; Metazoa; Mollusca; Bivalvia; Pectinida; Pectinidae. Gene Ontology annotation, molecular function: protein binding. Bases 1 to 1374 code for a protein of 457 amino acids.